Molecule: messenger RNA, 2960 nt
Organism: Rattus norvegicus (Norway rat)
Lineage: Eukaryota; Metazoa; Chordata; Mammalia; Rodentia; Muridae
Source: RefSeq, a predicted model, not a curated record
CAGGACUGCGAGCGGAAGCCGCUGGACGGGGAACCGCUCACACGACUGAAGCUGGAGCGGGUCUCGGUGACCCGCCGGUAGGCGGACGGGUUGCCCAGCGAGUCCAGCGUGUAGCUCAUCUUGGAGGCCUUGGGCAAGAGAUGAGCUGAGAGUUAUUCAGAAGAAAAAAGGAGAGAGUUUUUGAGGAGUGGCCCGCCUGAAACCUCUGGGAAUGGGACAAAGAGGACAGGCUGGGUUAGUCAUUUGUGUUAAAAGUGGGAAGUGGCGCUCCAGUCUGCUUAACGGUUGGGGGACAUCUGAAGCUUCUAGCAGCUUGGGAGGCUCAAUGUCUGCGGACAGGUAUGGGCUUGGUCAAUGUCUUCAGAGGUCUCCUAGACAGGUUCAUUCUCAUUGUUCUUGGAACUGGAAGCUUGCAUUGACUUAUGAGUUCUCCAGUUUCUUUGCUGUACCACAAGACAAUGACCUUACCUGCAGACUUAGAACUGGGUUUCAGCCAAAUCCAUUUUGCAACUCCAGAAAGAGGGGAAAAUACUCAGUGUCUUUUCAAGGCCAACCUCGGGUGAGACACAUGUGGUUUGUGUUCAUCUACUGGAGACAGGAGCAAAGUCACAUAAAUCAAUCCAGGGAUGCUGGUUCCCCCAACAUUGCCAUGGCAGCAUGCUGUUCAGGGAGUCUCCUGGCCACCACUUUUCACUUUAUACAUUGGAUGUAUCUUGCCCCUGCAGCAGGACUUCCGGAUCCUGAAAGCACUUGUUUGCUGCUGUUUCUACAAAUAGAAGAGAAUGACAACAUCCACAGAAGGGUUAAGGUUUUUGAGAAAUUAACCGAAUCCAGGAACAACUAUGAAGAAGAAGAAGAAGAAGAAGAAGAAGAAGAAGAAGAAGAAGAAGAAGAAGAAGAAGGAGAAGGAGAAGGAGAAGGAGAAGGAGAAGGAGAAGGAGAAGGAGAAGGAGAAGGAGAAGGAGGAGGAGGAGGAGGAGGAGGAGGAGGAGGAGGAGAAGAAGAAGAAGAAGAAGAAGAAGAAGAAGAAGAAGAAGAAGAAGAAGAAGAAGAAGAAGAAGAAGGAGAAGAAGAAGAAGAAGAAGAAGAAGGAGAAGAAGCAGCAGCAGCGGCGGCUCAUUUGCUUUAGAAACAAACAAACGCACUUUCCCCUCAAGCCUGACUACCUGAGUUCAAUCUCUGGAAACCAUAACAAACCAGAUGUGGUAGCUCACAGGUGUAACUCUGCAACUGCUGUGGUGCGAUGGAAGAUAAGACAAUUGCCUGGAAGCUCCCACAUCAACUAGGCUGGAGUAGACAGAUGCUGCCUGAGAAGGCAGAAGGAGAGAAUUAACCCAGAAAAUUGUGUUCUAAAAUCUCCAUGUCUACCAUGGAAUGGGUGCACACAUACAUGUAUGCACGCACGCUCAUAUGCAAAUGAACAAAUACCAAGUCAAUUUAAUAAAAAAAAUUUUUAAAAUCUCUUAAAGAAAGUCUAUAUUUGUUUUAAAAUAAAGCAUAUUAAAUGGGGGAUAAGAGGCUUCUCAAAUGCAGGUGUCCUGGGGGAGAUAGAUAAAUAUAGGAAGAGUUGUACAAAACUGUAUUCAUCAACAUUCUGCCGUGGAGCAGGUAGGACCUGAGAGGACCCAUCCUCCAUGAUGGUCUUUAGUUAAUUGUUGCUGGGGGGGUGGGGUGGGGCAUGUCCUGGACCCUCUUAGUGGUGUAACACGGGUCAUGCCGUACACAAGUCAAGUCAACUUAGAAAUCCUGUGAUCAGGGAUGCUGAUGUCUUUCUCCCUGAAACCUAGUGGAAUAUUCAGGAACAGUUCUGAACUCUUGUUUCUUUCAAGCUUACCAUCAUAGUCCCUUGACCAGAACGUUUCUUCCUUUAAGCCCCUGCAUUUAGAAAUUACCAUAUUUUAGAAUAAGCUCUCAUCUUCACAGUUUAAAAAAAUUCCCCACUUUUUCUAGUGUCUCAGACCACUUACAUCAUUGAAAUAGCGGAAAAACAUAUCCCCAGACUUUGACUAUUGGUAAUUUGUAUCAUACCAUUGGUCAAGGCUUUUCCAAAUUACUGUUGUCAAUUUCACCUGUGUAGUCUUUUACUUUUAAUUUUCUUUCUAAAAAUGUUUUUAUUAGAGCGGGAGAGAUGUCUCAGCAGUUAAGAGUGCUAGUUGCUUCCACACCCCUGGCCCUCAGGACCAGAGUUUGGUUCUUAGCACCAUAAGCCUCUGUAGGCACUGGACAUGCAUGUGACACACAGAUACACAUGUAAGCAAAACUCAUACAAUAAAAGUAAAAUACAAAUUAAAAAUGUUUUUCAUUAGCACAGAUUAAACCAUACUGAGUUUUAUUGUAUUUUCACACAUCUCUAUAGUGUAUUUUAAUCCUAUUCACCAUGUUACCCUGUGGACUCUCACUGGUCCUCUUCCUCUAGUUCAUCCCUCUCCACUCUCAUGACUCUCUUUUUAUUCCCCUCUUCUUUUUCCUCCUCUUUUUCCUCCUCCUUCUCCUCCUCCUCUUGUGAUCUGUAGAAUGAGUUUGCAGGGGCAUGAACACUGUACCAGUGGCUACACCACUAAGAGUGUCCAGGAUACACCCCACCCCCACCCCCAGCAACAAUUAACUAAAGACCAUCAUGGAGGAUGGGUCCUUUAAGGUCCUACCUCCCCUAUGUUGAUGAAUACAGUCUUAUACAAGUAUUCGCAGGCUCUGUGCUGUCCUCAUUGUUUCUUAUUUAGUAAACUUUAUGCUUUCAAUCAGCAAAUUGGUUGCAAUUGAUUUCCCACAGUGGUUAUAAUUCUGGGUUAGGAGCUGAAAGGUUUUCCUAUAGGCCUCAGGCUGUAGAGUUCAGAAUGUGUCUAACACGGACUAGAAUGCUGUCAGACAAGUUUCUGAGGAUGUCACAUUACAAAAUGAAUUAACUAUGGAGUCUUCUUAUAGCUCAAAGCAGUGCUCACCCCUUUUCUCUCUCUCGAUUC